Messenger RNA from Cherax quadricarinatus, 3892 nucleotides. RefSeq names its product Brefeldin-resistant Arf-GEF family protein schizo. Gene Ontology annotation, molecular function: protein binding; guanyl-nucleotide exchange factor activity. Gene Ontology annotation, biological process: actin cytoskeleton organization; regulation of ARF protein signal transduction. The record is from RefSeq and is a predicted model, not a curated record. Lineage: Eukaryota; Metazoa; Arthropoda; Malacostraca; Decapoda; Parastacidae.
GCUGAUGGUUAGUUAGUCUUUGAUCGCUUCUGGCCUCGUGUGCUCGCCUCUCACGAGUGGCCUUCAUGAGUACUCGUGAGUUACUCAACAAACUGGAGACAGGAAGAAAAUGUUGAUUUGUCUGUCAGGCUUCGUGAUAUCACCUCCCGUCAGUUCCCCGGUGAAGGUUGAUCGUGGGUACUGUGGCAAGGGUCCCCCAGGGCGAGGCCUAGGGCCAGGUAUAACAAAAUCCUACAGUGUUGAGAGUUCUGUUCCACCCAUACCUCCACACCUUCACCAUGGCCACCACCAUCACCACCAUAAUGGCAGUCACAGUAUGCGACGACCACAGUUACAGCAAGUGGUGUCUCAGAGUAGCUGUGUGGGUACAGGAGGUCGGCGGCAGGUCCCCCGCGGGUCUACAGCAGAUGACAGUGGUAAUCGCAACAGCCGUUGGCGGGGCAGUGGUGCCCAGGGUAAUGUCCAAGGAUAUGAAUUAUCACAAGAUUUCGCCGACAUGCGACUUGAGAUGUUGGAGCGCAGGUAUGGAGGUGUGGUAGCUCGUCGCGCGGCCAUCACUAUACAGCGAGCGUACCGUCGCUAUGCUAUGUACAAGAAGUUCCGUUCUAUCACAGCCACAGCCAAGGCCCAGGAGAAGCGUCUGUCACGCAGGUUCACAGUUGAUGUCCCUGACUACCACGACACCGAGCAUCUGAUUCGUUCAGAAUUUGAUCAGCUGCAAAGAAAUUUGAGUGCAACAGUGUAUGGUGAAGGCAGACGACCAGCUUGCUUACUGUCAAUGAGAGACUCCCCUCGCACCACAGUCACUAUCACAACCACCUCCUCCUCCCCCUCCAUGAGGCAGCCAGAUCCCUAUGAUCUACAUGAUACCCUGGCCUCCAUGAAUGACAGUUCCCUCUACUGUCAUGUGUCUGCCCAGUCUCCCCUCACACCCACCUCGAUGCCCACACCGGCACCCACACAUGUCAGGAACGGCUCUGGGGAUUACCAAGGACAGCAGAAUGACAGAGACCUCAAGUACUUCUCCUCAGAGGACAGUGGCCUGGGAAGUCAGGAUGGCACAUGCUUGAAUCGCAUUGGGGUGAGUGGCCAAAGACGUACUGUACGAGGCCCGGGUGGCAAGAAAAUUCCUCCGGAGGUACCACGUCGCACAUCUUCUAUUAAGUCUUGCGAGAGUAGUGGAAGUAAUGACAGAGUCCAGUGCCAUAUCCCAUCCCUAACACCUCCAUCCUCAACUCCUUCGUCACUCACUUCGGAGGGAGGUCAAAGUGACAGAGGACCACUCACAAGGUCUGUGGAUAAUGGAUCCUUAUCCAGUGUACAGUCCUCGGGGUCAGACUCCUCACUCUCUCAGUCUGCCUCAGAUCGUGCUACUCCUCUAUCUACCCAUGACCAAAUGGAUAACACAGAUUACCAUCCCACAUCACCAAUAUGGAAACGCAAAAAUCAACAGAUGAGCACAAGUGACGUCAUCUGCGACGAUAAGCGGUUGAGCCAGAUCAGCGAAAACUCAGAAGAUUCCCUGCAGUCCCAUUCCUCUGAGGGAAUGACCUAUUCCCAAACCAUUCCCUCACAGACCCCACACUCAGCACGCUACGCCCAUGCUCACUACACCCACACUCCUCACAUGCCCAAGGUACCAGAGGUUGUAAGAAAGAGACAGUAUCGAGUAGGUCUCAACUUAUUUAACAAAAAACCAGAACGAGGUGUGACGUACCUAAUAGGUCGUGGAUUCCUUGUAAAUUCUCCUCAAGCAGUAGCGAAAUUCCUUCUAACUCGGAAGGGUCUGAGUAAACAAAUGAUUAGAGAAUAUCUUGGCAAUCUUCAGAACAACUUUAACAUGGCUGUUCUUGAGUGUUUUGCUCAUGAUAUUGAUUUAUCUGGAAUGCAAGUGGAUGUUGCACUUAGAAAGUUCCAGACACAUUUCCGUAUGCCUGGGGAAGCUCAGAAAAUUGAGCGCCUCAUGCAGGUGUUUGCUCAACGAUACUGUCAGUGUAAUAGGGAUAUUGUAGCUAAACUAAGAGAUCCUGAAACUAUUUUUGUUUUGGCAUUUGCCAUCAUUAUGUUGAACACAGAUCUUCACACUGCAUCCAUGAAGCAAGAAAAAAGAAUGAAACUUGAAGACUUUGUUAAGAAUUUAAGAGGCAUUGAUGAUGGUUAUGACAUUGAACGUGAGAUGUUGGAGGGAAUGUAUCAGCGUAUCAAGGCACAAGAGUUUCGACCAGGUCAUGAUCACGUUACUCAAGUUUUAAAGGUGCAACAGACUAUGGUAGGCAAAAAGCCAAAUUUGGCUCUACCUCAUCGUCGACUUGUAUGUUACUGUCGACUGUAUGAGAUUCCUGAUAUAACCAAGAAGGAGAGGGUUGGAGUUCACCAGCGAGAAGUCUUCCUUUUCAAUGACCUUCUGGUUGUAACCAAGAUUUUCUCAAAGAAGAAAAGUUCUGUAACUUACACAUUUAGGCAGAGUUUUCCUCUAGCUGGUCUUGCAGUUUCCACUAAGGAAGUGCCACAUUACCCUUAUUUAAUGGAAAUUCGACACCGUGUGGAUAAUAAGGUAUUAAUAAUUUUUAAUGCCCGCAAUGAACACGAUCGCACCAAAUUUUGUGAAGACUUAAAGGAAAGUGUGUGUGAAAUGGACGAGAUGGAAUCUCUGAGAAUUGAAGGAGAACUGGAGAGACAGAAGGCUUCACUGCGAACAUCUAGACCAAGUUCUACAGCUGAGAACAGAGACUCUGGAGUAGCUGAUAUGGAAUUGCUAACAACUAGUGAGAAGAAUGGAACUCUUAAACCUGAUUCUACUUUAAAGAGAUCAGCUCUUAGCAAUUCCCUACUGGAUAUCCAUGAAGCUGAGGGUGUUGGGCAGACAGUGCGUCGGGGCAGUGUGGGCUCGCUCGACUCUGGCAUGUCUGUGUCCUUCCAGUCCACUAGUGCCUCCAAUGAUACUUCUCCUGCGAAUGGUCCUUCUGGGGGUGUUCAACCCUUCGUGUCUAGUGCCUCCCAUGGAGACCUCCAGCAUCAUCUACAACGACGUACAGUGACGCCUAAUUCUUCCUUCCUUGGUCAAUUGUUUCGUCCACGUAGAAUCUCUCGAACUGAACUGAGUACAGCUGGAGUGGAGGUGUGACAGUUACACAAGCAACCUCAUUUUUUCAUCUUCCACACAAGGAAUAGAUGAUUUUGGGCAAAGUCAGGUUGUAUUUAGCCAUAUUCUAGUCUUUCAAGUGUGUACACAAUGCAUUCCAAAUGGAUCAGAGUGAAGAUGAAGCUGCCCAGACCAUCUGUUCUGUAACUAGCCCUGCGUACCUCAUACCAUGUAUGUGUGCAAAGGCAUUGGUACUUAUGUAAGUAGUAGCAAAGGUUAAAACCAAACAAAUUAUACAGUGCCAUUUAGUCAGAUGUAGUCACAUAUAAUCUUGUGUAAAAUAUGAUGUAUAUAAGUCAUGUUGAAAUAAUGUAUAAUAUAUACCUAAUCCCAGUUAAUGAAUAUAACUCAGAAAUGAGACUUCUUGUCUACAGGCAUUUUAGCAUAGCAACUGCUAGUCUAAAGAUAUCAGGAUUUCAAAGAUAUCCAGAAGAUAGGUAUAAUUUUAUUCAGUGUAAUGUGUGCACAACAGUUAAUACAAAUAGCAAGGUACAGUUUAGUUUAAUAUAAACUGUAUACUUCCCUGUGGAAUUGACCUCUAGUCAGCACACAGAUCAUUCUGUCAUAUAUAUAUAUCUGAUGCUUCUAGGCAGAUUGUUGACCUGGCUUAAUUUUGUGCAGUGUACCAGAUACUGAUAUUACCAUAAAACAAACACUUAUAACUUUGUACAUAGGGGAUAUAUUGUUAUAAUUUUGUCAGCUUGAUAAUACAGGCUGUCUUUCUAUGACAAAUAAAGAUUAUGAUGACAA